CCGAAUUCAGACUUACUUGCGUUGGGCGCUAACAUGAUCAUGCUAGGCACGGUUCGCCUUGGAACUGUACGUUGCGGUGGAGGUGUGGAACCGCCAUGACGUGGCACACGCCGUCACUCGCGACUGCUGGGAACACGAGCGCUUUGUCCCUCUCAAGGGAUGGAGCACAGAACAUUUGCGCGCCGCGGACAACCGCCCCGCAUACCGCGCAGGUCCGAAUGUGGGAAGCACUAUCAAGGACGUGGCUACGAUCGUGCCUGAAGGACAUGUGGAGACGUUGGGAUGGUCGACUGGGGCCUGGUUCUACGCAGCAUCCUUCAGUGGCCCGUGGCACAGCUCCAAUGCAGGAUGGAAGUGCCGUCGGCGUAUGCUGUCACAAGUGUGCCGCCGCGCUGAAUUGGACACGUCCAUCGAAGUCGACACGAAGGGCGAAGACAUGAAGAAGACUGUCGCCCUUGUCGACCUCUCGAUUGAAGCGAUCUUGCAAAAGCAUGAUGUCCAGCUUGAAGACUAUUAGCUGCGACUUCAAUACAUAUCACCGCUAGUUUUAUUUGGCUAACAACUGUACUGCGUAUAUACAUGUACUCCCUUGC
Messenger RNA from Aphanomyces astaci, 593 nucleotides. RefSeq lists its product as hypothetical. The transcript has 2 exons. Lineage: Eukaryota; Oomycota; Saprolegniomycetes; Saprolegniales; Verrucalvaceae. The record is from RefSeq and is a predicted model, not a curated record. The coding region runs from base 96 to 440 and encodes 114 amino acids.